ACAUGUAUGCCAAAUAUCGAACUCCUGUGAUUCAAGAAACUGGAUACAAUUGCUCCGCUGAUAUCUGGUCUCUGGGUAUCACAGCGAUAGAAAUGGCAGAUGGCAAGCCACCCCUUGGUGAUAUUCACCCCAUGCGUGCCCUAUUUAUGAUUCCCAGCCAGCCGCCACCAGGACUGCGUAAACCGAAUACCUGGAGCGCUGAUUUCCGUCAUUUUAUCAGCGUUUGUCUGGCAAAGGCUCCAGAAGCACGUCCAUCGGCGCUUCAACUUCUCAACUCAGAAUUCAUCCAGAACGCAAAGCCACGCUCAAUACUUUUGUACGUUUACUAA
Protopolystoma xenopodis is the source of this 329-nucleotide messenger RNA. Lineage: Eukaryota; Metazoa; Platyhelminthes; Monogenea; Polystomatidea; Polystomatidae. The record is from the annotation of a GenBank genome assembly.